This is a messenger RNA of Bicyclus anynana (squinting bush brown), 6535 nucleotides long. Its product is annotated as ubiquitin domain-containing protein 1. The transcript is spliced from 5 exons. The coding region runs from base 178 to 888 and encodes 236 amino acids. The record is from RefSeq and is a predicted model, not a curated record. Lineage: Eukaryota; Metazoa; Arthropoda; Insecta; Lepidoptera; Nymphalidae. Gene Ontology annotation, molecular function: protein binding.
AAUUAUCGAAUUUGAAGUAUAAAUGUUUCCAUAAAAUAAAACCAGUUGCCAUUGCCAAUGCAAUAACAAAACAUGUACAGCUAUCUUUGACAAAAGUGGACAGGCGAUAAAAAUGUUAUUUGUUAAAUAAUUUUUUGUAAAUAUCAUAUAAAUGGGUGAAUGUAGAAUGUGAAUAAUAUGGGUGGCUGCAUCGGAAUAACUAGAAGUAGAAGCGGGCCCAUUGAGGAUUCAUCGGGCACUGUGUCACGACCUAACUCUGGCGGUCUACGGAAGAAUCAAUCGCUCUGUCACGAAACGAUUCGGUGGAAGUCGGAUGUGCCGCUAACCGAAGGCCAGUUGAGAAGCAAACGGGAUGAGUUCUGGGACACGGCUCCCGCAUUCGAAGGUCGCAAAGAGAUAUGGGACGCGCUGCGAGCGGCGGCGGUGGCGGCCGAGGCCACGGACUUCCAGCUCGCUCAGGCUAUCCUUGAUGGCGCGAGUGUGUCUGUACCCAAUGGAUACCUCACUGAGUGCUAUGAUGACUGGGGGACCAGAUACCAGGUACCAAUAUACUGUUUGUCAGCACCCAUCAACAUGGUGAAGGAGGCGAGCGGCCGCGACUCGCCCGCCGAGUGCUCGGAGCCCGUGGACGGCGGCGCGGCGCUGGCGCUGCGGCUGCGCCUGUCCACGGGCGGGCCCGACCUUGACCUGCCCGUGUGCGCGCGACACACCAUCGCACACUGCAAGGCGAAGCUGCACGCGCAGGAGAACAUCUCCCCGUGGCGGCAGCGCUGGUUCUACGGCGGCAAGCUGCUGGGCGACAAGCUGCUGGUGGAGGAGGCGCGCAUCACGGCCGGCUACGUGGUGCAGGUCAUCGUGGCCGACCCCGAGCCGCGCCCGCCCAGCUAGUCGCACUCAGAAUAAACCUCUUCAACAAUGGAGCGCCGCCCGACGGAGACUGGCUUCGAACAUAUUCUAAACUGUACCAUACUCGUAGGCUACGGACUGUCGGCGGGCCAGUGGCGUGCACUGCUCAAUAGGAGCUUAGGGUAAGCACUGCCUUCGUGGAGUGCGCGCCACUGGUCCAUUCGUUAUGUAAGUUACAUUUUAGCGAGGGUCCUCAUUAGUGCGUUGCGUUAAGUCGUCGCAACGGAUCAUAGUAUUGUCGCUGCGCAAACGCAAUGCUUUGAUCUGACAUGUCAUUUUUAAAUAUGUGAAAACGACGUCGCAACAUAACGCAGUGCACUGAUGGGGCAAUGUUCUUAGUCACUGUUUAAUUUGAAAUUUGUGUUAAACCGUUGGAUCUAACCAUAAAGCGACAAGUGAAGGAGAAGUACUCACAGUAUGAUAUUAUGUUAUUAAGUAUUUAAUGAAAUAAUCAUUAUUAUUGCUAUUUGCAUGAAUCUUACGAGUUUUUAAAUUCGAUUUUGAUAAGAUGGUAUAUUAACGCUACAGGAAUGAAAACCCUCAUGUAGACAAAAACUCGUGCCGAGAUAUAACAAGAUAAGUAAUUUUUCCUACUGAACACUUUCUUUCAUCCCAUCAUAAUGAAAGAUAGACCAAUUAUGGAAUGUAGAAAAAAUUACCUCAUUAUAUUUUGCAAUUAUUGUGAAAAUAUUGAAUCAAUCCUCAUAAAGAUUCCUUAGAUAUACAUAUUGUCAUACCACCUACUCAGGUCACUAACUUACUCAUUCCGAUUGUUACCGGAUGCAUCUAUUCUAUCUUUAUUUAUUCUGAUAUUCUAUCAGUAACAUUUUGUUAUCUAAUAAAGUUUUAUUGAAUACAUUUGGACUUGACUUUUGAAGUACUGGACCAAAUGGUCAGGUAUUUUUAGCUUAUCACCUUAUAUAAUAUAAUUACAAUACAUAGUACAAAAACAAUAGAUUUAAUUUUAAUAGUUGGUCCAACGAUUUAACACAUACACAAUAAGGUACACAAUACAACUAUAAUAUAUGUAACACACAUAUAAGGGUGGAAGCAGACUUUCAAUACGAUAACGCGUGUUGUUUUAAAAUACAGUGGAGGUUUGAUAAAUCAGAUUCCUGGGUUCGAUUAUCGACUUGGGUCUAUUUAGGACCAGGGAUUGUAGGUAUCGGUCGUGGCUAGUUACCGGCCUGCGGUCUAUAACGCACUACCAAGCGAUUUUUUGCGUUCCAGUAUGAUGACGCGUAAAAAACAUCAUAAGUGGAAUGAACUUCUACUCAUAUGUAAUUGUGUCGUCAUUUAAAAGUCCAACGACAAAUUUCAAGACGUAGAUAAAGACAAAUGUCGAUCAAUAGCUGAAAAUCGAAAAAGAAAUAAUUUCAAUUUGGUCGUGUCGUGGUGCUUAUCUUAGGCCUACAGGUGAGAUAUCAGUCGAAGGUAAAGUAACUUCAUUCACUAAUAAAACGUCAAUCGAUAACUGUGGUCCGAAAAAAUCGAGCCUCCACUGUAAUUAAAUCAAUGAAUGUUUCAAAUUCUAAUCAAUUCAAGUACCAAUAUAUGGUUCUUAUCACAUUUUUCAUUAUUCUAAACUGAUGGUGAUAAUUUAAUUAGUGCUCCUCAAACUAAAGCUACGAGGAUUCUAACGCACACAGUCUGAGAAGAAUAUUUAGAUUUAUAUGUAACUGUAAGAUGUACUGCAGAGAUGGACCUAAAUAACCUAAAUCGUGUUAAGUAGUGUGCUUUGUACCUAGUGCUAUGAUUGCUGUCUGUAAAUAUAGCUAACAUUGCUUGACAAGGGAAUGUAAUAUAUACAUUUAAUUAUAGUAUCAUAUCUCUUAUCAGAAAACUAUUUUAUAAAAUUGAGUCCCUUCACAUGAAUCAAUCAUUAAAAUCAGAAGGCCAUGACGCUAACUUACCUAUGUACGUUAACAGGACGCUAACUCUGCUACGAACGUUUAUGCGACGUAAACUCCGCUAUGGACAUCUAAGCGGCGCUAACUCAGCUAUGAGAGCUAUGAGAUUACUUAUUACGUUUGCGGUAUGUAUCAGUAAACAUUCACUAAUUCAACCAAAAGAGAGAAAUGAGUUUAUUCCAGGCUGACUACUCAGUGAACGUUAAAGCGACGCUAACUCAGCUAUGAGCAACGCUAACUCUACUAUGAGCGUUUGUUCGACGUCAAUUUAUUUAUGAGCGUAAAAGUAUCUUGAGGAACAAAGUAUCUUCAUAAUAAGAUACCAGGAAAAUGUGUCUAAAUAUAAGAUACAAAAUAAAAAGCACUAUUUCAAAUACAAGACGUAAAUACGUAUCUUGUAUCUGUAUUUCAGAUACUUUUAUCUAAGAUAUGUCACAUCUCUGGUCUGAGUAGUACGGUAGUGUGUGGAAGCUCUUAUAUCUAUGUUUUCGGAACUACAUAUUUUAAAGAGUGUCUACUGCCAUAUACAUAUAUUGAACAUGAUAUAAAGGCGUGUCUGCACCGGCGCGUUUGCUACUUGCGUUUGAUUUUGCGUCCAAAGUUCUUUAUUAUUUUUCUAUUAAAAAUGGUUUUUUUAAUUAAUAGAAUAAACGGGCCUACAUUAUAUAAAAAAAGUUUCGAUUAGGUUUGGGAUUAAUUUUGGUCUGUUUGACAAAUUGUGUAAAAAAGCAUUAGAAUAUUUCAUAAUUUGUUUUAACUUAAUAAGUAACACACGCACGGAAUUUUUAUCCCAUCGUAGUUAAUAAUAACACCACUCUUUUAUGUUACUCAUUAAAUAUUUGAUAAAAAUUGUUUAAGUCACAAACAUUUAUGAUGUUUUUUGUAUAUUUGUGUAAAAAAAAUUGUCUGUGAAUAAUAUUGACUAAAUUCUUGCAGUAAUGCCUCAAUAUCGAUUAUUAAUGGCUUAAAAUAAUAUGCUAUAAUUUCAAACUCUGCUUCGUUUUAAAGUAAAUACUUAUUAUAAUUUUAAUUUUAAUGUAAUAUAAUUGUGUAGGGUAUUUCAUGUUCACUGCCAUAUUGACGACCUGUUGAUUUUACGUUUAUCAAAUGUGGUGACGGUAUACGAAUAUUCGCACAAUGAGUCGCCACGGUAGAUGUAACACAACAUUUCGUGUUCUUGUUUAAAAUCUCGAAGGGGCGAUAGUUUAGUUAUACUCGUAGGUACGGAAUUUGUGGUUAAUUGUGUGUUUGCGUCACCAAUCAAUAAGCACGUCAUACAAUACAGUGUUGUGGUUGGUAGACAGCGUGCCGCAAGCUUCAACGCAACAUAGAUCGCAGCAGUGUGGCCGAAGCUUUAGAGAUUCUUUACUCACCUUCCAUGCUUGCAUUCACUCGUACCGCCUUGCCUUGAGACAGGGGCGUAGCUACCGCCGGCGGACUGCAGGCGCCCCUCACGUUUGAAAGUAAAUCACAAUCUCAAUCUGGCGCUUCCUGAAAAAAAAUCACCUAACUUCAGAAAUGACAAAAAGUACAAAAACAACAGGCGACGCUUCUGCGCUCGCCCCAACCCCCCAGUGACGCCGUAGUGAUCCCACAUGGAGCCAUCGGCACUUACUCAACACGAAAAAAAAACAAUAACAACCUCUUUUUCCCCGGCCUGCCUGCAUAAGUUAAAUCCUGCAUAAAUCACUGCUUUAAACAAGUAUUUUUGUUUCAUUAUUGACAAUUCAGAGAGAGAGAAUUUAAGUGAGAAUUCUUUACUGUUCAUUUGGGCUCCUCAAAUAAUUUUAAUAUAGGGCCCCUCCAAGGCACGCUACGCCACUGCAUUGAGAUUAAUUAUUGUGAACGAAGUGUUUUUGUCUGGGAAUGAUAUUGACAAUAACGUAGGGUGGGCGCCAAAAUUCGAGCUAUAAUCGAACGCUCGCGAAUUCGUCCACGUGUUAACCCGGAACCAUGACGUAUACGACAUAAUACUUCUUGAAUCCGUAUUAAAAUCCAUUGCGUACUUUAAGAUCUAACCGUUCAACCGCGGGAAGCGACUUGCGACCCAGUCACACAACCGACUGUUCAGGGCGAGGCGUUGUUAGCGUGGUGUCUGGUGCUCUAAUGAGUGUUGACCUUUAUAUAAAUUACUGACUUACUCAUAUAAAUUUUAACCAGUGUAUGUAAAAUUAAGUUUUGAGAUAUUGUUGUAAAGUUUAAAUUAUAUUGAGUGAUUGUUAUGUAAAUUGAAAUGCGACAUUUUUAUCUUUAUUAAAAUUUACUUAUCCUAUUAUUCUAUUCAUGAUUUAAAUUCUGAAUGUAUUGAGUUUGAGUUGCACUGUAAAAAAUAUUGAAGUACAGAGGUACAUAUUGUUUAAAAUUUGGCAGUAAUUUAAAGAAAUUAUUCAUGUGAAUAUGUGGGAUUAUGCCCUACUAAUUUAGAACAUGUCCAAGGAUCUUAAUCAUAAGCUUGUUCAUGCAAUGCAACUGUCUAGACGGGCAUAUAUCCAAUAAAUACAUCUCAGUUACAUGAAUAAUGUGUCUAUUUAGGUAUUUUUGGUAUUAAUAAAUAUUAGCCAUAUUUUAUAUCUUUCAGCAUAACAAAAAUAUUUUUUUAUCAGACGAAGUUGGCCAUUUCUUCUAGUAAUUGAUAUUGUAAAUUUUAGGUUAAAAAAUUAAAUGAAUAUAUAUUUUAAUUGUUUAGAUAAGUCUAAUAUAAUAUUAUUAGUGACUAACUGGCUAGCGUAGAAAUGUUUGUGUUUACUACUACUUGAGGCUUCAUUUUAUAUAUAUAUGUACUGUAAUAUAACUUAAAUUUAAUAAAAUAGUUAGUUACCAUAGAUAAAAUACAUUAUUUUUCAUAUUUACUCUACAGUACACAAACUAAAACCAAAUACGACGCAGCACUUAUUUUAUGUUUCAAAAGUUUCUAAAAUCAUAUAUACAUGGUGUUAUAUUUUGUUUUUUUUUUAUAUUUUUGUACCUACAAACCUAAACUUACCAUCAGUUGAAUUAUUCCCUAAUUCGGUGUCUUUUGAAGCAGUCAUUAGGUUACUUUCUGAUAACCGAAAUAAUGAAUAAAUCAGCAAUUUCAUAAUUUGUAGUUAGAAAUUAUUAAAUUAAUUUAAAAAGCAUUAUAGUUUGAUUUGGUUCGCAGCGAGUGAUUGGAAUAAAUUUAUAUAGGGUGUUUCAUAAUGGGCUGACUUAUUAUUAUUUUAUGUUUAAUUGUUUUUGUUUUAAUUUUAUUACUCACUGGCAUUAUAGCUAUAAACUUCGAUGUUAAAUGUAAAAUAACAUUGCAAUAAAUAGGAUAUGUUUUGUUAUUUUUUAUAAGUAUUUUAUUUUUUUGUGAUUAUUUAUAUUGAUAAGAUCCGAUCCGACAUAAUAUAUGUAUUAAUUACCGCUGUAGUUUAUAUGAUAAGCCAUAACAAAAUGUAAUUAAAGAGCCUAACAAUGACCCCACUCGUAUUAUAUAUCUGCCGUCAAAUAUGCUAUAAACAAAACAUAACUAAAUAUACUAUAAUAUUACUACAAUAUGUGAUUUGAUUUUUUUUUCAUAUUAAUUUUCCUUUUACUCACUUGGGAAUUAUUGUAUGGUGCUAAGAGGUUGAUUUCAUCUCAUAUUAUUAACUAUUUUACACAAAAUAAAAUAUAUCUUAUGUUGGUAUAUACGAAAUGGAGUAUAUUAUAUUAAUAUAAUUUAAUAAUAAUGAUGAUAAAUAAAUAAAUUUAAAUUG